AGCAUCUACAGAAAUGGAGAGAAUCACAUGUAUGUCUCUUCUGCUCACAGCUGUGGUCAGUUCUUCUGCACGAGCUCCGCGUCAGUAUCACUUUGUGAAUCAGAAGAAGAGCUGGACUGAAGCUCAGAGUUACUGCAGAGAGAAAUACACAGAUCUGGUCACUAUCAGUGACAUACAAGAACAGAAUGACAUUGAACAGGCCAUAAAGAGUAGCUCUGACCGUGUCUGGAUUGGACUGAAGAACACAAGAGUUGGUUUCUGGAGUGACCCUGCCUUCUACACAGAACAGUACAGGAACUGGGGACCAUCACAACCAGGAGGAGAUGGAGACUGUGUUUACAUGAACUGUGGGAAUGGACAGAAUUGUGUGAAUAAUCAUAAAGGACAGUGGCAUGAUGUAGACUGUAGUAAAAUAAUGCCUUUCAUCUGCUAUAAUGCCAGUAAAGGAUUCAUCCCUGGACAAGGAGAAAAGAGCUGGACUGAAGCUCAGAAAUACUGCAGAGAGAGACACACAGAUCUGGCCAGCGUGAGGAAUCAGACUGAGAAUGAAGAGAUUCAGAAGAUCAUAGACCAAAACAUACCUUCACAUAAUCAAGAUAAUCAAGUCUGGAUCGGUCUGCACAGACUCUGGGUUUGGUCAGAUAACAGCACCUCCACAUUCACACACUGGAAACAUAGUUCUGAUAACACACGUAAGAACUGCACAUUGAUUGUUAUCAGUGAUGAAGGACGAUGGAAAGACGAGGAGUGUUCAGAAAAGCAUCCCUUUGUGUGUUAUGAUGAUAAUCUGGUUCUGGUCCGAGAGAAAAAGACGUGGACUGAAGCUCUGAGACGCUGCAGAAACAUGGACAUGGACCUGGUGUCGGUGGAUUCGGAGCAGAUGCAGCAGCGGGUGAUGAAUGUGACCUCGAGCGCUCUCUCUGAUCACGUGUGGCUGGGUCUGCGUCACUCCUGCACAGUGGGGAUCUGGUUCUGGGUCAAAGGUCAGACCGUGUGCUACGAUCAGUGGGCUUCUGAUUAUGACAUCGGACUGGACGAAUGUGAUCAGACGGUGAGAUCCGGAGCCAUUCGGACCCGUGAUAAUCACUGGAUCAGCCUUCCUGAAACUGAAGAAAUCAACUUCAUCUGCACCAAGUACAUGUGAUCCAGAUUACACAAUCAGAUUACUAACAUGAAGCACUUGUGAUGAGAUUAUAUAAUAUUUAAAAUGCCCAUAAUCAGAUACCUGUUAAUUAUUGAUUUUAUUGAUUACAUAUUCAGACAAUGGCAGUACAUUAUUAAUGUGAUCAUAAAAAAAGUACUUAGAAUACAUUACUAAUAAUCUGCAAUCUCAUAGAUUGUUACUAAAUAAAGUUUUCGUCAUGUAUUUAGGAAUCCUUAAUGGACUAAAAUGAGUCGAAAAAAACAGAUUCAGUCAAGCCAUUUGGACUCAAAUGAUUCAGUUCAAUUGACUGAGCAAAGUGACAUUCAGCCAAGUACAAACUCAGUGCACAACACAACUGCAUUUAACCCAUCCAAAGAACACACACAAACCAUGAACACACACCUGGGGAGCAGUUGGGGGCUCAGUGCACUUCCCUUCAAUGGAAUUCAAUUAAAUUCCACUUUAUUUGCUUUUUCACAAUAAAUAUUAUUUCAAAGCAGAAAAUUUAUAUUUCAUUGUUACAAUUGGGAAGUUUCUUGUAAUAUGACUCAAAUUAUCUCCAUUUAAAGUCUUUUCAUGUCAAUUUGAACUUCUAUAAUGUUUUCACUUGUUUAAGUUCAGUUAUAUGAUUCAAUUUCAUGACUCAUGAGGUGAUGAAUACAAAUAUUUACUGUUUCCUUUCAUUUUGCAUUACUGAUUUUGUUUGUUUGUUUAGUACAUUUUAUUUACUACUUAAAUUUACUUUUAUUGAAUCAAUGGCCUAAGCAAACUCCAUCUAAAAUUACUUAGACACAUUUAUAUGCAAUCAUAAUACAUGCCACUGAAUAAAAACUAUUCUGUAUUUUAACCUGUGCUUUUGCUUGUUUCAUACAGAGUUCCUUAAUGGAAACUGUGAUGCAAAAUACUUAAGAUAGAAUUACAUGUCAGAUCAUAUUUCACUGCUUUUGCAUUUUUCCCUUCAUAUGGACAGAAUAUGAAAGCAUUAAAAUAUUAUUCUUCCUCCUAUCUCAUAUGUUUUCCAUCACCAUUUGCAUUUAGGGACUUUCCUAAUCCAGCUUUCUAGCUUUAAAUAAUAAUCCAGCUUGCUUUAAAUAAAAAUAAUUAGCAAAGAAUGCAUGCAAACAUAAUCAGAUAAAUGUAAUAUUAAAAUAAUGCUUAUUCAUAUUCCAAUAUUGCGGCAAAUUACACUAUCUACAAAUAUAUACAAUAAAACACAAAAAAAUGAAUGAAUAAUGAAAAAUUACAUGUUUGACUUGACAUUUGUGCAUAUAAUUAUACAAAUAACCGCCUGUAUGUAAAUAUAUUUCUGAUUGUCAGUGAUUUUCGUCAUUGUUGAAUUUCUGUACAUUCAUGAUUCAUUCUAUUAUCUUUUCCUGACAA
This is a messenger RNA of Carassius auratus (goldfish), 2524 nucleotides long. RefSeq names its product C-type mannose receptor 2-like. The transcript is spliced from 5 exons. The record is from RefSeq and is a predicted model, not a curated record. Bases 14 to 1144 code for a protein of 376 amino acids. NCBI's taxonomy places the organism in Eukaryota, Metazoa, Chordata, Actinopteri, Cypriniformes, Cyprinidae.